AUGUUGGCACGCAACAUCGCUAAAGCCAGGAGCUUACGUCCUGUUGGUAGUGUUCGCUUCAACUCGACUGACCAGCCGCUCUAUUUGAACCCUCACAAGUGGGAAGGCUUACCAGCCGACCGGAUCUUUGAAUUGCACGAGUUGAGAAAAACUGCCCUUGGCGACAAGUAUGUGCCAAACGACGCUGAAAGAAAUGCCAUCUUGUCCACAUUCGAGUCAUUGAGAGCUCCUAAGCCUACAUUGGCGUACGGUUACGAGAUUGACAACUUCAAAGAAAGAAUGAUGAACAACACUCCUUCGAAAUUGAAAGGUCUUCCUCCUAAGUUGAGCAACAUCAGAGUGUUCGAUAGAGGUGCAACGCCUCAUGAAGAAAGAAAAAUCGAACAAAUGCAUAGAAUUUCCGCAUACGAAAUGCCUUUGUUGGCCAAAUUUCGACAAGAAUACAAACCAGCUUCAGACAAAGAGGCACCUCUUCGUUUGACGUUCAACACUGAUUUUUCCGAAAAGCACAACUCGGACAAUAGAAAAGUCACCCUUGAAGUUAAGCUCAAAGACUUGGACCUUAACGACAAGCAGGCUGUCAAGUUCAAGCUUUUGUCUGGAAACAAAUUCAAUCACAACACCAAUACUCUCAAGUUCUCCACAGAUCGCUUUUCUGAGUCAACUCAGAAUGCACGCUGGUUAGUGGAGACCUUCAAUAAGUUGUUGACUGAGUCCAAGGACCUCACAAAGAAUACCUUCGAUGGUGUUCCUGUUGAUAAAAGACACACGAAACCUGGUAAACAACAACCACGCUUUCCGGAUGAUUGGAAGAGGCCACAGGACGCACCAGUAGAGAGACAUCGGAUUGUUAGAAGAUUGACAGAAGCAGUGAAGGACUUGAAGGACAAAGAGUACAUUAGUAACCUUUCCCCAUAA
Clavispora lusitaniae ATCC 42720 is the source of this 918-nucleotide messenger RNA. Its product is annotated as mitochondrial 37S ribosomal protein mS35. Gene Ontology annotation, cellular component: mitochondrial small ribosomal subunit. The record is from RefSeq and is a predicted model, not a curated record. Gene Ontology annotation, biological process: mitochondrial translation. Gene Ontology annotation, molecular function: structural constituent of ribosome. Lineage: Eukaryota; Fungi; Ascomycota; Pichiomycetes; Serinales; Metschnikowiaceae.